Messenger RNA from Sorghum bicolor (sorghum), 1565 nucleotides. RefSeq names its product thioredoxin-like protein HCF164, chloroplastic. The transcript has 5 exons. Gene Ontology annotation, cellular component: chloroplast thylakoid membrane. NCBI's taxonomy places the organism in Eukaryota, Viridiplantae, Streptophyta, Magnoliopsida, Poales, Poaceae. The record is from RefSeq and is a predicted model, not a curated record. Gene Ontology annotation, biological process: cytochrome b6f complex assembly. The coding region runs from base 213 to 989 and encodes 258 amino acids.
GCGCGUUGUUCGUGAGGUAUGGGCCAAUUGUUGCUGCUUCGCUGCCUUACACGUUGGGCUUUCUCAAAGCCCAGAAUAGUCCAGCCCCCGUGCAUCGCACGAUUCCGGGCGGCGUGGCGCCAUGCUGACCACCCACAUCAUCCAUCUCCUCCGCCUCUGGGUUUGACUCUACUGCGUGCCGAGACAAAGCUGCAAAAACUAGAGUGAAAGAAAUGGCGAGCGUGGCCUCCUCGAGCUGUUCCGGCUUUCUCCUCCCGCCGAGCUUCGCCAGAGUCCGAUGCUCCUCCCGUCCGUGCUCUUCGCUCCGCCUGCGGCCGCGGUGGGGCCUGCGCCGGCCGAGGACCAUCGCCUGCGUCGCGCCGCCGGACUCCGCGGAGCCAGAGACGGAUGAGCAGGCUGUGGAAGCUGAGUCUGUCAAAGAAGAGGCUCCGACUAGUACACCCGAGGAUCCUGGGCUUCCAGCUCUCCCAAAUAAGGAUCUCAACAGAAGGGUAGCACUAUUGUCAACUCUUGGGGCAGUGGCUCUCUUUGCAUCCCAGAGGCUCAAUCUUAGCGAGGCAUCUCUUAAAGAUCUCGCUGCCAAUGCCGUGCCAUAUGAAGAGGCUCUUUCAAAUGGCAAGCCCACUGUUGUUGAGUUUUAUGCAGACUGGUGCGAAGUCUGCAGAGAGUUAGCUCCAGAUAUCUACAAAGUUGAACAACAAUACAAGGAUCGUGUCAAUUUUGUAAUGCUGAAUGUUGACAAUACAAAGUGGGAACAAGAGCUUGAUGAGUUUGGGGUGGAAGGCAUUCCUCACUUUGCCUUUCUGGAUAAGGAAGGAAAUGAGGAAGGCAAUGUUGUUGGGAGACUUCCAAAACAGUAUUUUCUUGAGAACGUGGUUGCACUUGCUUCUGGUGAUCCCAACAUACCUCAUGCACGAGUGGUUGGUCAGUUCUCCAGUGCGGAAUCUAGGAAAGUUCAUCAAGUUCCUGAUCCCAGAAGUCAUGGCUAGUAGUUGUCUUCUUUGUGGGCAGCAGUAAUUCUAGUUUUAAUGUGAAGACCAUUUGACAAGAGGAGAUGCUAGGCUAUACUAUAAUGUACUGUAGUAUCCAGUCUCGGUAUGGAACAUGCGGGCGCUGGAAAGAGGUUGUACAUUCGACAAAUCACAGAAGAAAAGACGCAAUCAUCAUCAUCUUUGGGAUGGUGAUAUGCUGUGCAUGUGCCUGUGGAUUCUCGGGGUCCAUCUUAGCGGCGCGGGUUAGUCAGUCUCAGUGAUACUGAAAUGUUGUACGGCAAAUGCAGAGAUACUGUUGUAGUAUGUUUUAAAAACAGUAAGGGUGAGUGGCUCAUGAAAGGAGCUUGCUUUUAUUCGUUGCUCGUGUAACACAUGUUUACGCUGCGUUUUCAAGAAUUCAGGUUGAAAAGGACAGAGCAAGCCUUGAUCAGCAUAUUCGCUCGCUCGGCCAUCAUGAUCGCCAGGUCAUCUCCUUUUGUGUGUGUGAUCAGGUUGUCUGCCACUCCGUUGCCCGGCAACCUUUUUGUGUACUUUUAUUGAUCGAGUAGAAAGAAUUAUAUUGAUUCAGAAUCA